UUGAGGAGGAUACGGCACAAAAGCCUCACAUCAGGACAAAGACACAACCUGUGUUUCAUGGACAGAAAGUCCCACUGAAGAGACAGUUGCGUUGACAGUGUCCUGCGCCGUCUUCUGAUAGGACUGAUAGGACUCUCUCACUCUUUGCCAUGGAGGCACUGUACUUGCUGGACAACUGGAGGAAGGAGCUUCAUGUGUCGCAGGGAGCUGAGGACAGCUCCGGGGACAUGGACCGCCUGAACAGGAACAUGCCAGAGUGUGGACGGCAGAGCCACCAGGUGUUACAGAGCACUCCUCUGGAUCUGAUUGAGACUGGAAAAGGGCUUAAGUUCCAGGCAGAGCGCCCCCACCUAGUCAGCCUGGGCAGCGGACGUUUGAGCACUGCCAUCACCCUGCUGCCUCUGCCUGAGGGUCGGACCACCCUGGGUCAUGGUCCUGUGGACAUCAACAUCCAGGGUGCAGGAGUAGCUGCCCAGCACUGCUACAUAGAGAACAGGUCAGGGGUCAUCACGCUGCAUCACUGUGGAAACCCCUGCGCCGUGGAUGGACUCCAGGUCACACAGCCCCUCCGCCUGUCACAAGGCUGCAUGCUGUGUUUUGGCCAGUCAAACUUCUUCCGCUUCAACCACCCCGAGGAGGCGUUCAGGAUGAAGAGCAUGAUGCCCCAGGGAGGAAGUGUCUCCACAGGGGACUACAGACUCUGUGCAGAGAGCUUGGUCAAUGGGAAUCAUCAGGCGAGUCCAGCUCAGUCGUCCUCAGCUCCUGGAGAGCGAAUCCAGUCUGAGCACAGUGCAAUCGUCAGCUCUAUUGAGAAGGACCUCCAGGACAUCAUGGACUCCCUAAUCAUGGAUGACCCCCAGCCUUCUUCUUUGGAGUCCAAAAAGCCUUCAGGAGGCCAACUGAUUCCCCACUCGCCUCUAUCACCUAUGCUCAAUGGAGGAGGUCGGUAUCUACUAUCCCCUCCCACCAGCCCUGGGGCCAUGUCUGUGGGGUCCAGCUAUGAGAAUACAUCACCUCCCUUUUCCCCACUCUCCUCACCCUCGGCAGCUAGUAGUGGGAGCUUUACCAGCCCCUCUCCUAGUGGAGGACCCCAGGACCAGAGUUCUUCUCUGCCACCAGUGCCUGUUCGCUCCUCGAGCUACAAUUUCACCGCCCACCCUCCACCUGUACCCCAACCACGGACCAUUUUGCCCAAUGUCAGCAGUGGUGGGGCAGGCCAGAAGGUUCAGGAAAGCCCCAGGCUGCAGAGGAAGGUCUUGACAGAGGCUCCUCCAAGCCCCAAGACAGCUCGUAGAAUAAUGGGUCAAGAUGGGUUUGAUAGUCGACUGACCUCGCUUCUGUCCUCUAGUGAAUCUCUUAAUAGUAAAAACAUUGUGCCAAGUAGUCCCAGACUUACUCCCAAAUUCCCUACAUGUUCAUCCCCAUCACCCGCCAGUCCCAGGACCAAGACAACCACAGUGCUCCAGGAAAGGCCUGCCAGCCCCUUUAGAGAGCAGACCACACUAGCUGACCGCUCUCUCACCUCUAGCCCUUCCAGGCAGCUUUCCCAACCCACCAGAGCCUUCCAGCCUCCUUUGGACCCCAUUGUCCAUGUCAUCCAAGGAUCUCCGCUUCAGCAACAUUCACGCUCACUGCAGCCCCCUGAAAGCCCACGCAUGGCCAGGAGGAACCUGGAGCUGAAUGGAAGCAGUGGCGUGAGCAGCACUAUGAGAGAGUUGCCCCCUCUUAGCCCCUCCAUGGCCCGGAGAGGGGUCCCAGUACUUCCAGGGGCUCUACCUGGUACAAUGCCUACCUUGAGGACUCCGGAUAGUCCCUCAGGUCUUGGUAAGCUUGUUCCAGAAAGUCCCAGGCUCAGGCGAAAAACUGGAUCCACAUCUGAGGAGCUGAUGUGUGGAAGGGGGAUCAGAGCCCGCAGCCCAUCACCUACCUCUAUGCUGAUGGAGGGCAGUGGUAGUGGUACGGGGGUACGGAAGGCAAGCCUUGGGAGUUCCCUGUCUCCUGCUUACAGUCUAGGCUCCCUGCCCGGCUCGUCCCCUGCAGCCAGUCCCAGGACACAGAGGAAGAUGUCUUCAGGGAGACCCCACCCUGGGAUGAGGGAGAGGAAGAACAGCAUCACAGAAAUUAGUGACAAUGAGGACGAGCUGCUGGAAUACCACCGACGACAGAGAGAGGAGAGGCUUCGAGAGCAGGAAAUGGAGAGGCUGGAGAGACAGCGACUAGAGACUAUUCUGAACCUCUGUGCUGAAUACAACAAAGGAGAAACCCCCUCUGUGGACCCUCUGGGCUCAGCGAGGAUGGGUUUCCCUGGCGGGCAGGCAGAUGGCUCAGGACGAAGACCAUCCAUGGACAACGUCUUCGGAGGAAUGCCGUCCUCUGCCACGCUCCGUCUGACGCAGAGACAGAGGGAGAGCGACGAUGAGAAUCUGAAGGAGGAGUGUAGUAGCACAGAGAGCACUCAUCAGGAGGUGAGGCCGUCUCCCGUUCCCAGCACAGCAUCAGCACUGCACAAUGGAGACAGACAGCAUGAGGACUUCAGUUCCGGCAGCAGUGGACGUCUGGAGCUGGGUUACCUGGUGGACGAGCGAGUUCGUGUUCUUGCCCGCAUCGAUGAGCUCAAGACCCGACUGACAGAGCUGGAGCAACAGCUCCAAGAGUCAAAACAAGAGGCCGAGAUGGAGCGCGCUCUGCUGCAGGGCGAGCGCCAGGCGGAGCUCGACCAGAUAGAUGCUGAAACGGACAUCAUCACACAGCUGCAGCGCAAGCUGGACGAGCUGGAGAGCGCCAUCCAGAGGGAAAAAGACAAGGAGAGGGCUAAUGUUGAGGCCGAGCGCCGGGCCCUGCAGAGCCUCCAGGAGGGCUACGCUGAGCUCAAGAACCAGCUUCAUAACUGUCCUGAGUCCCUGCGGGAACAGUUGCAGGAACAGCUCAAAAGGGACGGCGAAGUUCUGGAAGCAGGAACCAAAAAGUUUGAGGACCUAGAGUUUCAGCAACUGGAGAGAGAGAGUAGCCUGGAGGAGGAAAGAGAAACCAUGAGCCAGCAGCUGUUCCAGGAGAGAGCAGAGUACCAUGGCAGCGUGGCCAAGAGGAAGGAUAAAGUGUCUGCCCUGGAGAACCAGGCCACACAGCUCAGCCUACAGGCAUCUCAGGAGUGUGAGCGACUGGCUAAAGACAGAACCCUCACACUGCAAAUGCUCCAAAAGGAGAAGGAGAGACUGUUGGCCCUGGAGAAGAGAUACCAGACACUGACUGGAGGAAAGAGCUUCCCCAAGACCCCCACUGCAAUGAGAGAGGAAAUGUUCCACAUCAGCGAGGCUGCCCUGUUGUCGGAGGAUGUCCGCUCCUCCCAGCGUUCCCUCUGUCAAGCCUCUUCUCCUUACUUACAUCAAUCCCCUCCCUGUCAGUUGUAUCCCAGCAGCCCUACAGAGCCUCAGGACUAUAUGAAGCUGUCGGACGUGUAUAAGAUGUACGGCGGCGGCAGCAAGUCCGCCUCACACAGCCACUCGUUUGCCAUAGACGCUGCCUUAGCUGGCACCUGCGAGGAGUAUGUGACAGUGGGCCAGUUGAAUCAGAUGUAUGGGAUGCCAAAGGUGGAGUCGUCCCCUACCUCCCCACUUCGCCAGCCCCUGCAGUCUGGAGCCGUAGACCCCGCCUUCUCCUGCCUCCCCUCUCCUCACGGCUCCUCCCUCUCUCUCUCUGUGGAGUACCAGUGUGACACCGGCAGGCCUCACCUGCCAAAGCUAGAUUUAGAGCAGUGGUACCAGGAGCUGAUGGCUGAGUCCAGUCAGCUCUGUUCUUCUUCUUCUUCUCCUCCUGCUCCUCCUCUGCCGACCAAGUCGCUCUCAGGCCGCAGGCCUGUGCUGCAGGUGUUCCGCUCCAAGCUGGACAGUGAUCCAGGACUUUCUGUUCAUCAGCCCAGGUCCGGCUCUGCGUCGCCUCUGCAGCACGGAGCAGCAACGCUGGGACGCAACACAAGCUCCAGGCAGAGCCCCCUGCUGGUGGCCAACAGCACAGGCAGUCUGCCUCGGAACCUGGCUGCAACUCUGCAGGACAUAGAGACCAAGAGACAGCUGGCUCUGCAGCAGAAAGAGUCCCAGAGUUCCAGACAGAACACCAGAAAUGGAAACUCAGCAGGUCAGCAGGUGAUCGACGAGCAGCGGCGUCGCCUGGCCGAGCUCAAGCAGCGCGCGGCCGCGGAGGCUCAGUGCCAGUGGGAGGCGCUCCACAGCUCUCAGCCCCAACUCAUGACCCUGUCCUCCUCAUCACCUUCCUACUCUCCCAUCAAGGCCUACAGUCCCACUCUGGGCCACAGCUCUGCUGCAGGGCCCCCACCUCUGGUCCACCACUCUAUCCUGCACCACCAGCCCCUGUCGGCCGGAGAGCAGCCCUACGACACGCUGAGCCUGGAGAGUUCAGACAGUAUGGACACCAGCGUGUCCACGGGGAACAACUCGGCGUGCUCACCAGAUAACAUGUCCAGUGUCGGAGGAGCCGACUCGCUGAAGAUCGAGGAGAUGGAGAAAAUGCUGAAGGAGGCGCAGCUGGAGAAAGCCAGACUUAUCGAAUCGCGGGAAAGAGAGAGUCUGGCUCGCCGUCAGAUGCUGGAGGAGGAGAGGAGGAGACGAGAGGAGGCGGAGAAAAGGCUGCAGGAUGAAACCUUCCAUCGGCAGCAGUUAGUGGAGAAAGAGGUCAAGAUGAGAUCCAAGAACUUCUCUCAGGCUCGUCCCAUGACUCGCUACCUGCCCAUCAGGAAGGAGGAGUUUGACCUGCGCACUCACGUGGAGUCGUCGGGCCACAGCGUGGACACCUGCUACCACGUCAUCCUCACCGAGAAGAUGUGCAAGGGCUACCUGGUCAAGAUGGGAGGCAAGAUCAAGUCCUGGAAGAAACGCUGGUUCCUCUUCGACCGCCUCAAAAGGACGCUGUCCUACUAUGUUGAUAAACACGAGACCAAACUGAAGGGUGUGAUCUACUUCCAGGCGAUAGAAGAAGUCUACUACGAUCACCUCCGCAGUGCCACAAAGAGCCCCAACCCCUCACUGACCUUCUGCGUGAAGACCCACGACCGGCUCUACUACAUGGUGGCUCCCUCAGCUGAGGCCAUGAGGAUCUGGAUGGAUGUGAUCGUCACAGGAGCAGAGGGAUACACACAGUUCAUGAACUGAGGAAGUGUGUGUGAUCCAGAGAACAGGUUUCGGCAGGGACAGACUGUUUCCAGUCCACAGCAGACACAGCGCCGCCUUGUUUGUUACUCUUUUUGUUUUGUUUUUAAUCUCAGUUUGAUUUUUACUCAGUAAAUAGUCACCUCCACUUUUUUCUACAUCAUUAUUUGGAUUUAAAAAGGGAGACUUUGAAGGACACACACACACACACUUACACACCCUAUUGUAUAUAAACCAAAAUGUAUACCUGUCA
Molecule: messenger RNA, 5412 nt
Organism: Solea senegalensis (Senegalese sole)
Lineage: Eukaryota; Metazoa; Chordata; Actinopteri; Pleuronectiformes; Soleidae
Gene: phldb1b
Product: pleckstrin homology-like domain, family B, member 1b
Exons: 26
Coding region: 150-5162 (1670 amino acids)
Biological process (GO): regulation of microtubule cytoskeleton organization
Cellular component (GO): basal cortex
Molecular function (GO): protein binding
Source: RefSeq, a predicted model, not a curated record